AUGACUCGAGAUGAAAAAACAUCAGCGACGGAUGCACCAGGCAUCUUAAGGACCCCCGGUUUGAAUGAAAUUCUUCCUCGUCAUGAUCUCGAUCUCUUCACAUCCUCACGCUUGUUUCCUGAAGGGGACUGGAUUCUGUCAGAACUUGGACGAUGUCAUCAAUUUCAGGCAGUCUACUGCAUUCCUAAUCAGCAAGGACAAUUAAUCCCAGCACCUAUGCCUCCAGCCAACAUCUCGGCCGUUACCAACGAGGAGGAGAUCUACCAGCAUUGCACUGUCUAUCAAUUUACCCCUUCAUACCAGAGCCGACGUGAAACAGAACAUCUUAGUCUUAGUGCUAUUAGUUCAGAUGGCCAGCAGCAACGACAACACCACGGUCGCGGGCAGCCAGCAUGCGCCAGCUCUUUUCAACAAGUAUCGCUUCCUUCUCAAAUAUCAGAACGGAAUUGCCAGAACUCGAAUAGAAAGCAUCACCUUGUCUCUCAAAAUGAAUCGUCUUUUCUUGUCAGUCCACCGUCGUAUACACCAGUGGCGGUAGCCCAUGCAUUUGCACUGCCCUUAGAAAAGGAAACGGCAUUUUCCACCACACCAAUCCAGAACCAGAAUUUCGUCAAUUUUACAGGAGAAUAUCACAUUAGUGAUCACUCUUGUCAUAAAGAGUCCUCUGUAUCCAGCGGCUCUUACAGCAGUAUCUCACAUCACGACAUUUUCCCACAUCAUCCAGAAUCGGAAGAAAUUCAUGGCCUCGAGUCAUUCACAUCUCAAGAUUUCCAUUCUGGCGUCCAUGACACCACAGUGGGUUUGGAUGAAUCAUUCAACGUGGAAUUUUCUCCGGCAAUGAUGACGCUGCUUGAAGGGCAGACACUGGACGAAAUUUUAGGGCAAGGAAACGAUAUCGGAAGGGUUACACUUGAACGAGCGCAGGUCAAAAGUGAAGAACGCGACAGGCACGACGAUACUACACUUUCCGGAGUGCAGUCAUAA
Colletotrichum truncatum is the source of this 984-nucleotide messenger RNA. RefSeq lists its product as uncharacterized. NCBI's taxonomy places the organism in Eukaryota, Fungi, Ascomycota, Sordariomycetes, Glomerellales, Glomerellaceae. The record is from RefSeq and is a predicted model, not a curated record.